Molecule: messenger RNA, 1560 nt
Organism: Asparagus officinalis (garden asparagus)
Lineage: Eukaryota; Viridiplantae; Streptophyta; Magnoliopsida; Asparagales; Asparagaceae
Product: ribosome production factor 1
Exons: 11
Coding region: 87-1145 (352 amino acids)
Biological process (GO): maturation of 5.8S rRNA; maturation of LSU-rRNA
Cellular component (GO): nucleolus; preribosome, large subunit precursor
Molecular function (GO): rRNA primary transcript binding
Source: RefSeq, a predicted model, not a curated record
UCCCGAAACCCUAGCAAACUCUCUUGUCCUUUUUCUUCUCCCCUCUCCCCUCGCCGAAGAGAAGAACGCGCUCGGGAGAGUGAGCUAUGGCGAAGGACAAGCGAAAGAGAUCCCAAUCUGUCGACCUCGACGAAGAACCAUCAAGAGUGGAAUCGAACAAGGAGAAGAAGCCAAAGGUGCUCCCUUCGCUGAUAAAGAACAAGGACAAGAGGAGCCAGGUCCACGCCAAGCUCAAGAAGGAGAAGAAGAUCGAGAAGCGAAAGCAGGCCAAGGCCCGCGACGCCGCACACAAGAGAGCCCUCGAGCUCGGCGAGGAGCCACCGGUGAAGCAGACUCCGAGGACGAUUGAGAAUGCGAGGGAGCCUGAUGAGACUGUUUGUCAGCCAGAUGAUGAGGAGUUAUUUGCAGGAAAUGAUGCAGAUGAGUUUAGCAUGAUCCUAAAACAAGAGACAGCUCCAAAGAUAUUGAUCACUACAUGCCGGUUCAAUUCUUCAAGAGGACCUGCCUUUAUUAAAGAGCUAUUGUCUGUGAUCCCUAAUGCUCACUACUUUAAAAGAGGAACCUACGAGCUGAAAAAGAUUGUGGAGUAUGCAAAGAAGAGAGAAUUCACAUCAAUUGUUGUUAUCCAUACUAAUCGCAGAGAACCAGAUGCCCUCGUGAUUAUUAAUUUACCUGAGGGACCAACAGCACACUUCAAGCUCUCUAAUCUUAUCUUACGCAAGGAUAUCAAGGGCCAUGGAAAUCCUACAGGUCAUAUGCCUGAGUUAGUCUUGAACAAUUUCACUACUCGUCUUGGCCAUUUACAAUGCAAGAUGAUACAGUCCUUGUUCCCUCAAGAUCCAAACUUCCGUGGUCGUCGGGUUGUAACCUUCCAUAACCAAAGAGAUUUCAUAUUUUUUCGACACCAUAGGUACAUAUUUGAAAGCAAAGAGGCAAAAGAUGGCCCAAAGAGUAAAGCAGCUAAGGAUGACAAGGGAAAGAAACCAUCUCAAGAGCGAGUAAUUGCUCGCCUUCAGGAAUGUGGUCCUCGUUUCACACUAAAACUGAGAAGUUUGCAGCAUGGUACAUUUGAUACGAAGGGCGGAGAGUAUGAAUGGGUCCACAAGGGCGAUAUGGAUACGAGUCGCAGGAGAUUUUUCUUAUAACCAACAGAUAAAACUCUUGACCUGCUGAGUAAGUUAAUUUUGCUGAGGAAAAGUUGAUGUACUCAUCAUGUAUUCUAGUGAUCCAACAUAUCAUCAGUUUUGUUCAUCUAAUUAUUAUUGUCUAAUGUGCGAAUGAGUUCGCUUUCUUCUCAAAGAUAAAUGUGAGAUUUGUAGUUUCAUAUACCAACAGUUUAUUUAAAUGAUUAAAUCUAUGUUCUUUUGAAUUUAGUUAAUGCUGUAGGCAACCGAGGCAGCACAAGCUUAAUAAUUUAUGUCUCAAGUGAGUGCCGAAUGUUUGUCUUUUUCAGUAUGAUGUGUUUUUAUUUCAGUUGUUCCGUUUAAAGGGAGCCAUGUACAUGUGAUUAUAUACGCAGUUUGUAGGACGUGCAACAUAUGUAAACCAAGUUUGUAUGCA